ACUGCACACAUGAUUAAUACAAUUUACAAACAGCAAAAUGGUUGUCAGCUUUGUCAUUGCAAUUUAGCUGGCCUUUCACGUGUUUAAUAUGCAGUGGGUACGUUCAUUAUUCAAAGCAAGCAGACGUCUAGUUGGUACAGAUCUGGAUGGUAACAAAUAUUAUGAAAUACUUCGAGGUAUAUCCAAUCAAACCUAUGGCAUUAAAAAACCUAGAAGAGAGGUUGUAACAAAGCAGGCCUUAAAACAUGAAGAGUAUGAAUCUGGUGUUAUUCCAACAGAAUGGGAAGCUUGGCUAAGAGGUUCGGUUGAUACUCCACCAACGCAUGAGGAUUUGUUGAAGAAGCAACGGCAACAAAUAAUGUUAUCAAAAAAGGUACACGAAGUUAACCAGCGGGAUAAACAGCUUCAAGAACAAGAAUAUACCGAGGGAUUAGUGGCUAGGCCUGUGGGUCAUGCAUCGUCGACAACAUAUGGAAAUAUAGAGUCCUCUGCCGAACCAAGGACAUCUGGAAGUCAAUUUCGACCUGGAGUCUGGGGUAAACAGUUAAAUGCGCGAGAAGGGACUGGUAAAGAAGAUGAGAAGGAGAAGUAUGAACCAGAGGCAUGGAAACCACCAUAAUACAUCUGGAAUCUGGAUCGAGCAGACUAGGACGCACAGCAACAACGCAAUGCUGUCGCCAAAAGUGCAAUGAAUCUACUAUAGAAAGAAAGGAAAGUGAAAGUCCAUAAUUGAGUUGUAGCCUUUGUCCUCGCUCUCAAAAAGGCAUAUCGAAUACAUAUUGUCCAUGUAAUCGCCUAUUUCAGCUGUAUUUAAUUUGUAAGAAUGAUACAAUUAACAUGCUGUAA
Molecule: messenger RNA, 846 nt
Organism: Dendronephthya gigantea
Lineage: Eukaryota; Metazoa; Cnidaria; Anthozoa; Malacalcyonacea; Nephtheidae
Product: NADH dehydrogenase [ubiquinone] 1 alpha subcomplex assembly factor 2-like
Exons: 6
Coding region: 89-619 (176 amino acids)
Biological process (GO): mitochondrial respiratory chain complex I assembly
Cellular component (GO): membrane
Source: RefSeq, a predicted model, not a curated record